This is a messenger RNA of Ipomoea triloba (trilobed morning glory), 1369 nucleotides long. RefSeq names its product auxin efflux carrier component 8. The transcript has 6 exons. NCBI's taxonomy places the organism in Eukaryota, Viridiplantae, Streptophyta, Magnoliopsida, Solanales, Convolvulaceae. The record is from RefSeq and is a predicted model, not a curated record. Bases 77 to 1153 code for a protein of 358 amino acids. Gene Ontology annotation, molecular function: auxin efflux transmembrane transporter activity. Gene Ontology annotation, cellular component: endoplasmic reticulum; plasma membrane. Gene Ontology annotation, biological process: auxin polar transport; auxin export across the plasma membrane.
AGAAAGAAUCAAACCCCAACAGAAUAAAAGGGCGUCUCACAGUUGUUUCAUGAUAUGAAAAGCAGAAAACACUAUCAUGAUAUCCCUAGGCGAUGUCUACCAUGUUGUGGAAGCCACUGUCCCUUUAUAUUUUGCCAUGAUCUUAGCCUAUAUAUCUGUGAAAUGGUUGAAACUUUUCACGCCAGAACAAUGCUUGGGCAUCAACAAAUUCGUGGCAAAAUUUUCAAUCCCAUUACUAUCUUUCAAAGUGAUCUCAGACAACAACCUCUACAAAAUGAACCUGAAAAUUUUGUAUGCAGAUUUCCUUCAAAAACUUCUCGCUUGCUUUAUAUUGGCAACUGCAGCCAAACUGAGUUCCAGAGGAAGCCUGGUUUGGGUCGUAACGGGUCUUUCAGUCUCAACAUUGCCUAAUACUUUGAUCCUGGGAAUCCCGCUUCUGAAGGCCAUGUUCGGAGAGGAAGCAGUAGAGCUUCUUUCCCAGAUAAUCGUUCUCCAGAGUUUAAUUUGGUACAACCUCCUACUGUUCUUGUUCGAACUCAAUGCCACAAAAGAAUCUUACAUGAUUCCAUCAUCAGAGAUUGAAGUGGAGCAAGAGGCACCUGAAGAAGCACAGCCAAAGGAAGAAGGAGAAGAGGAAGGAGAAACCCGAUCUCCAAGAAAGAUGAAACUUAUGCAUAUCCUAAUAUCUGUAGGAAAGAAGUUCAUAGCCAAUCCCAACACCCAUGCAACUUUGGCGGGUCUUAUUUGGGCAAGCAUCCGUUUCAGGUGGGGACUGUCUAUGCCAACAAUUGUUCAAAAAUCAAUAUCAAUAUUGUCAGAUGGGGGACUUGGAAUGGCAACUUUCAGUCUAGGCCUUUUCAUGGCUUCACAAGCUAGCAUUAUACCAUGUGGUACCAAAAAGGCUAUAUUGGCCAUGGCCAUGAAGUUUUUAGGUGGACCAAUUCUCAUGUCAGCAUCAUCACUUGCUAUUGGGGCGAGGGGAAAAUUGCUUAGAAUUGCUAUAGUGCAGGCAGCUCUUCCACAAGGAAUUGUUCCAUUUGUGUUCGCCAAAGAGUAUAACGUGCAUCCAGACAUCCUCAGCACUGGGGUAAUCUUUGGAAUGCUGAUUGCCUUGCCAAUUGCAUUGGGAUACUACUUCCUCUUGACAUUAUAAGUUGACACAUUUGACAAGGAACUUGGAGUCUCAACCGAUUAAGAGAAAACAGCUUGAUUACUAAGUGUAGCAUGAAGAAUUACCAAGAAAAAAGCAUGUAAAUUUUAGACUUCUUUCAUUCUUUAAGAAACUGAUGACAAUUCCUAUAUUAGCAUACAGGCAGCAUGUAUAAUAAACAGACAAGAAAGCCAUUAACUUGAAUUGUUUUAUCCCAUA